Messenger RNA from Arctia plantaginis, 456 nucleotides. Lineage: Eukaryota; Metazoa; Arthropoda; Insecta; Lepidoptera; Erebidae. The record is from the annotation of a GenBank genome assembly.
AUGGACACUGAUGACGAUCAAAAAAUGGCCAUGCUCCGCAAGGCAUUCCAGAUGUUCGAUACAACCAAGUCUGGCUAUAUCGAUGUUUUGAAGAUCUCCACCAUCCUCAACACCAUGGGACAGUUGUUCGAUGACUCUGAACUUCAGGCCCUCAUCGGUGAAAAUGACCCGGAAAAUUCAGGCAAAAUCAAUUUCGAUGGUUUCUGCAAUAUUGCUUCUCACUUUUUGGAGGAGGAAGAUGCCGAGGCUAUGCAACAGGAACUGAAAGAAGCUUUCAGAUUAUACGAUCGCGAAGGCAAUGGUUAUAUUACCACAUCCACUCUUAAAGAGAUUCUGGCUGCUCUGGAUGACAAGCUCAGCUCUAGUGACUUAGAUGGCAUCAUCGCUGAAAUCGACACUGACGGUUCCGGAACCGUUGAUUUCGAUGAAUUCAUGGAAAUGAUGACUGGAGAUUAA